This is a messenger RNA of Melozone crissalis (California towhee), 1799 nucleotides long. RefSeq names its product poly(rC) binding protein 4 (gene PCBP4). Bases 44 to 1306 code for a protein of 420 amino acids. NCBI's taxonomy places the organism in Eukaryota, Metazoa, Chordata, Aves, Passeriformes, Passerellidae. Gene Ontology annotation, cellular component: nucleus; cytoplasm. The transcript has 12 exons. Gene Ontology annotation, biological process: negative regulation of mRNA splicing, via spliceosome. Gene Ontology annotation, molecular function: mRNA binding. The record is from RefSeq and is a predicted model, not a curated record.
CUGAAGACCACCGUGUCCCACAGGCUCAUCUCGCCCUCCCGCCAUGGCAUCGCCGGACGGAGCCAGUGGCGUGGGUGGCAGUCCCGAGGAGACAGAGCUCAGCAUCACCCUGACCCUCCGCAUGCUCAUGCAUGGCAAGGAGAUCGGCAGCAUCAUCGGCAAGAAAGGAGAGACUGUUAAGAGGAUACGAGAGCAGAGCACUGCACGCAUCACUAUCUCGGAAGGGUCCUGCCCCGAGCGCAUCACCACCAUCACCGGCUCCACCGACGCCGUCUUCCGCGCUGUCUCCAUGAUCGCCUUCAAGCUGGAGGAGGAUCUGGGAGCAGGGGGCGAUGGGGUGUCAGCAGGCAGAGCCCCGGUGACCCUGCGCCUCGUCAUCCCCGCCAGCCAGUGCGGCUCCCUCAUCGGCAAGGCAGGAGCCAAGAUCCGGGAGAUCCGGGAGAGCACAGGGGCACAGGUGCAGGUGGCUGGUGACUUGCUGCCCAACUCCACUGAACGGGCUGUCACGGUCUCGGGGGUGCCGGACACCAUCAUCCAGUGCGUGAGGCAGAUCUGCGCUGUCAUCCUGGAGUCGCCUCCGAAGGGGGCCACCAUACCCUACCACCCUGGUCUGUCCUUGGGCACCAUCCUGCUCUCUGCCAAUCAGGGCUUCUCCAUGCAGGGCCAGUACAGCGGGGUCUCUCCUGCAGAGGUGACAAAGCUGCAGCAGCUGUCAGGGCAUGCGCUUCCCUUCGCCCCCCUGGGCCAUGCACCCACUAUGGUGCCAGGUCUGGAUGCCAGCUCCCAGAGCAGCUCCCAGGAGUUCCUGGUGCCCAAUGACCUCAUCGGCUGCAUCAUCGGCCGGCACGGCAGCAAGAUCAGCGAGAUCAGGCAGAUGUCAGGUGCCCACAUAAAGAUUGGCAACCAGACCGAGGGCUCCAGUGAGCGGCACGUGACCAUCACAGGGACCCCUGUCAGCAUCACCCUGGCUCAGUACCUCAUCACAGCCUGCUUAGAGACUGCUAAAUCUACCUCCCAGGUGCCACCGGGCCCUGGCUCCAUGGACCUCGGCAUGGGCUUCUCGCAGCCCCUCGCCCCAGGCUCCGGUGCGGCUCUCCCCGCCGUGGCCCCAGCGCCCCCGGCCCUGCUGGGCACCCCCUAUGCCAUCUCCCUCUCCAACUUCAUCGGCCUCAAGCCCGUGUCCUUCCUGGCACUGUCCCCCUCCUCCGUGGCAGGUCCCAAUGGUGGCACCACCACCUACACGACCAAGAUCUCGGCGGCCAACGGCACCAAGAAAGCUGACCGGCAGAAGUUCUCGCCCUACUGAACCCCACUGGUGGCUGGGCCAGGGGGUACAGGGUGCUGUUCAGUAGCAGGGACACCUUCCUGCCACCCACCCUGAUCUCAGCCUCUGCCAGGUGCCCCAUGUCCUCCACCCCAGGGAAGGGAAGGGUCUUCCUGGUGGUGAUGCCUGCUGGAGGAAGGGGCAGUUUUGUUGCCUGCUGUCCAUCCCAGCAGCUCUGUGCCCCCCUCCCUGAUUUUCUGCACAGAGACCAUGUGUCCCAGUAUCGGGUGGGAGGGCUGUCCCUGCUGGCCUAGGGUCCCUUCUCCCAGUGCCCUGUGCUGGUGUGGGACCCCUACUUCCUGCUCCUCACCCUGCCUCCCCUGCCAUCCUGCUCAUGCCCACACUCCAUCUGGCACCCAAAGCCAGGUCCCACUGGAUGAGGGCUGCCUGGCCUCUCCAGGAGUCCCACUUCCACUGGCUCUGGUGGGGGGCCCUCCCUGGGCCACCCUGGGCCAACCCCAUCCAAGAGCCAGUC